AUAGCGUUGUUACAGAUGUUCUUGCAAGGCGCUGGGAUGAACACAAUCGUAUCUGUUGUUUUACUUAUUGCUGCAGUAAUCACCAUUGAUGCAGCAAACCCAUGCUGUUCUCAACCAUGUCAGAACAGAGCAGUGUGUAUGACAAGGGGGUUUGGCCAGUACGAAUGUGAUUGCACAGGAACCGGAUUUUAUGGCGAAAACUGCACAACCCCCGAAUUCUUUACAAGGAUAAAGGCAGCCAUCAAGCCCAGUCCCAAUGCGGUGCACUAUUUUCUUACACACUUCAAGGGGUUUUGGAACAUUAUUAACAACGUUUCAUUUCUAAGGGAUUUUAUAAUGAGUUAUGUGUUAACAUCUCGGUCUCACUUGAUUGAUAGCCCUCCUACCUAUAACCUUGAUUAUGGAUACAAAAGCUGGGAAGCCUAUUCUAAUCUCUCCUACUACACCAGGAGCCUUCCUCCCGUGCCGGAGGGAUGCCCGACACCUAUGGGAGUGGCAGGAAAGAAAACACUUCCCGAUGCAAAAUUAAUUGUGGAAAAAUUCCUGCUAAGAAAAAGAUUCAUCCCGGAUCCUCAAGGUUCCAGCUUGAUGUUUGCGUUCUUUGCUCAGCACUUCACCCAUCAGUUUUUCAAGACAGAUCACAAAAAGGGCCCUGCCUUCACAAGCGCAACUGGACAUGGUGUUGACUUAACCCAUAUCUAUGGACAGACCCUUGACAGGCAGCACAAACUCAGGCUCAAGAAAGAUGGAAAAAUGAAAUACCAGAUGAUUGAUGGGGAGAUGUACCCCCCCACAGUAAAGGACGUUCAAGUGGACAUGCACUACCCUCCCCAUGUUCCAGAAGAGAACAAGUUUGCUGUGGGUCAUGAAGUCUUUGGCCUGGUCCCUGGGCUUAUGAUGUAUGCCACCAUCUGGCUGAGAGAACACAACCGCGUCUGUGACAUCUUGAAACAGGAGCACCCCGAGUGGGAGGACGAGCAGCUCUUUCAAACCACCAGACUUAUCAUGAUUGGUGAGACCAUCAAAAUCGUGAUUGAAGAUUAUGUUCAGCACCUGAGCGGGUACCACUUCAAGCUGAAGUUCGACCCUGAGCUGCUGUUUAACAAGCCAUUCCAGUACCAGAAUCGGAUUGCAGCCGAGUUCAACACCCUCUACCACUGGCACCCACUCAUGCCUGAUUCCUUCCUUAUCCAAGAUAAGGAGUACAGCUACCAACAGUUCCUCUUCAACAACUCUCUGGUGAAGGAGCAUGGCAUCAGCAACCUGGUUGAGUCUUUCACCAAGCAAAUUGCUGGCAGGGUCGCCGGUGGCAGAAAUGUGCCCCCAGCUGUCAUGAAGGUAGCACUGGCUUCCAUCGAACAGAGCAGACAGAUGAAGUACCGGUCCAUGAACGAGUACAGGAAACAAUUCACCAUGAAGCCUUACAGCUCAUUCGAGGAACUCACUGGAGAGAAAGAAAUGGCGGCUGAACUGAAGGAGCUAUAUGGAGAUAUUGACGCGAUGGAGUUGUACCCCGGUUUACUCGUAGAGAAGCCUAGACCUGGUGCCAUUUUUGGGGAGACCAUGGUGGAAAUGGGCGCCCCCUUUUCCCUCAAGGGCCUUAUGGGCAAUCCUAUCUGUUCCCCACAAUAUUGGAAGGCAAGCACCUUUGGCGGGAAAGUGGGCUUUGAGAUCGUGAAGGACGCCUCCCUGCAGAAACUUGUCUGCCGCAAUGUCAAAGGGCCUUGCCCAGUGGCGUCCUUUCAUGUGCCUGAACCGGAUCAGGCAGGCUCUGCAACCAUCAAUGCAAGCACUGCUCACUCAGGGAAAAGUGACGUUAACCCCACUCUGCUACUGAAAGAACGGACUUCUGAACUUUAAAAAAACCUGAUGAAAAAUACUGCAAAUUAUUUAUUUAUUUAUUUGUAAUGUUGAAUUAAUACAUACAAGAAACAAGUCUGCACAUAUUUAUGGGAAUAUCAUAUUUUUUAAUUAAAUUAAUUCAUUAAUUUAUUUAUUGAAAUGUUCCAAGAUACUAUUUAUUUUUAAAUGUUUUUUUACUAUUUAUAUGUAUUUUAAAAUGUUUCUAAUUGCUCACUUUUACAAAGAGUUUUUGUAUUUAUUCAUUUUCCUACAAUGCUUAAAUAGGUUAUUUACAUUUAUUACAAGAUAUAUGGCUUCAUUUUCCUUUCCUUUCUGAUGAGUGAAGCACAUAACAUGGAUUGAUGUUACAUGAUCAUGUUACAUGUCAUUGCAUAGUCUUGCUAGACAAACAGGAGUUAAAAGCUGUGACAUAUGUAGAUUGUAUGUGAUCGUUCUUGAAAAAGAUACCUGCUAAAGUAAUGGCACUGUUAAAUGAAACCCUGAAUUUUCUGCCCCCCUUUAAUAUUUAAAGGUGGUGCACUCUAUAAUGAUCUGACUAUAUAGUCUGCAAAAUAUAUGGAAUCGUGAAUUAUUUGCAUUCUCAGGGACAUGCAAACAAAUGUAUGUAUAUACACAUUGUAUACACAUUUGAGAAAGUUUCUUUAAAAAAUAAAUUUGCUUGGUAUAUUUUUUGAUCUAUCAAUUUGAUUUCAAUGAUCUUGUACUGUAUGUUGGAAAUAAAAAAAAUAAUG
Molecule: messenger RNA, 2594 nt
Organism: Acipenser ruthenus (sterlet)
Lineage: Eukaryota; Metazoa; Chordata; Actinopteri; Acipenseriformes; Acipenseridae
Product: prostaglandin G/H synthase 2-like
Exons: 10
Coding region: 16-1860 (614 amino acids)
Biological process (GO): response to oxidative stress; cyclooxygenase pathway
Cellular component (GO): cytoplasm; neuron projection
Molecular function (GO): heme binding; prostaglandin-endoperoxide synthase activity; peroxidase activity
Source: RefSeq, a predicted model, not a curated record